GGCUCACGGCGAAGGCUGGGAGGCAAGACGGAGGUGCGGCGGUUUGGGCGAGAUUCUGACGCGGAGCUUUUGCGGGUUCACAGUGGUGGCUGGAGCGGUGUGCGAGGAGGCGACUAUGGGGCGCGAUUGAGGUGGUUGAAGGUGGGGAUUGAGGGACAGGGUGCGGUGUCAAGAAGAGAGAGAGGCCGAGAGGGAGAAGGGAAAGUGGGGGUGUUCCGUGGAGGUGCGGCUAGCCUGCGGCUAAUUCGAUGGUGGUGGGAGCUGGCUGAGUGGUUAGGGGCGCGGCCACGGCUCGUGGUGGCUGACCGCGCAGUGGAUUGGCGAUGGCCGGAGUUGAGGGUGGAGGUUAGGAUUGGGGUUGAGGGUGAGCGGUAA
Sphenostylis stenocarpa is the source of this 375-nucleotide messenger RNA. The record is from the annotation of a GenBank genome assembly. Lineage: Eukaryota; Viridiplantae; Streptophyta; Magnoliopsida; Fabales; Fabaceae.